This is a messenger RNA of Oryza brachyantha (malo sina), 2421 nucleotides long. Its product is annotated as alpha-L-arabinofuranosidase 1. Gene Ontology annotation, biological process: L-arabinose metabolic process. Lineage: Eukaryota; Viridiplantae; Streptophyta; Magnoliopsida; Poales; Poaceae. Gene Ontology annotation, molecular function: alpha-L-arabinofuranosidase activity. The record is from RefSeq and is a predicted model, not a curated record.
CACCGCUUGCGUGCAUCCCUCCCCUCCCCUCUCGAGGUCUUCCCUUCAAAGCCACUGCCACUGCCACUCCGCCUCCCGGUUCUCCUCUACUUAACUCCAAAGCCUCGCCUCCUCUUCUCUCUGUCCGCCCUCCUUCCUUCCUUCCUUCCUUACUUCCUUCCUGAGGUCUCGGAUAUUGGUGGGCUUAUGAAAAACGUAUGGCACUAGUGUUUACAGGUCCAAGUAUGGGUUCCAGACAAGCAUCCCUGAGUACCAUAUUCUUCUUCUUGCUUCUGUUCUGCCUCGGCUGCAAAUGUCUAGCAUCAGAAUUAAAGGCGACCCAAACAGCGGUCCUCAAGGUCGAUGCUUCGCCACAACUUGCUCGACAGAUCCCUGACACACUAUUUGGAAUAUUUUUUGAGGAGAUCAAUCAUGCAGGAGCUGGUGGAAUAUGGGCAGAACUUGUUAGUAACAGAGGUUUUGAAGCUGGAGGACCUCAUACCCCAUCAAACAUUGAUCCAUGGUCCAUCAUUGGAGAUGACUCUUCUGUAUUUGUGGCAACUGAUCGAACAUCAUGUUUUAGUCGGAAUACUGUUGCUCUAAGGAUGGAAGUUCUCUGUGAUGAUUGCCCCGCUGGUGGUGUAGGCAUUUACAACCCAGGUUUCUGGGGCAUGAACAUAGAAGAUGGAAAGACCUACAAUUUAGUGAUGUAUGUUAAAUCACCAGAAACUGUGGAUUUGACGGUUUCCUUAACAAGCUCCGAUGGGUUGCAAAAUCUGGCUUCAACUACCAUCCCGUUAGUAUCUUUUCUCUCGUUAGGACAGGAGAGCAAGCAUAUUUUCCCAUUCCCAUUGCUGAAAGGAUUAUAUUGUUUCAGGGUUUCUGGGGCAUCGAAUUGGACAAAACUGGAGCAGAAAUUGGUUGCUAGUGGAACAAAUAGAACCUCAAGGCUUCAAAUAACAACUAACAAGAAGGGAGUUGUAUGGUUUGAUCAAGUAUCACUCAUGCCUUCAGACACAUACAAGGGACAUGGUUUUCGCACAGAACUUAUAUCUAUGAUGUUGGAUCUGAAACCACGAUUCUUGAGAUUCCCUGGAGGUUGCUUCGUGGAGGGGGAAUGGUUAAGGAAUGCAUUCAUUUGGAGAGAAUCUAUUGGUCCAUGGGAAGAGAGGCCUGGACACUUUGGGGAUGUUUGGCAUUACUGGACUGAUGAUGGCCUUGGAUAUUAUGAGUUUCUCCAGCUUUCUGAGGACCUGGGUGCUGCCCCAAUCUGGGUGUUCAACAAUGGAAUCAGCCAUAAUGACGAAGUUGAUACUGCUGCAAUUGCUCCUUUUGUAAAAGACGUAUUGGACAGUCUAGAGUUUGCAAGGGGGAGUGCAGAAUCAACAUGGGGUUCUGUUAGAGCUGCAAUGGGGCACCCUGAACCAUUCCCUGUCAAAUAUGUUGCAAUUGGAAAUGAAGAUUGUGGGAAAAAAUUUUACCGCGGUAAUUACCUCAAGUUUUAUAAUGCUAUAAGGGAGGCCUAUCCAGACAUUCAAAUGAUUUCAAAUUGUGAUGCUUCAUCAAGUCCACUUGACCAUCCUGCUGAUUUAUAUGAUUUCCAUGUCUAUACUGAUUCUAAGACUUUGUUUUCGAUGAAGAAUACAUUUGACAGCUCAUCUCGUAAUGGGCCCAAGGCUUUUGUUAGUGAAUAUGCCGUAUGGAGAAGUGAUGCAGGUAGAGGAAGUCUUCUUGCUUCAUUGGCAGAGGCUGCUUUCCUUACUGGACUGGAGAAGAAUAGUGAUAUUGUUCAGAUGGCAAGUUAUGCACCACUCUUCGUGAACAAUAAUGAUCAAACGUGGAACCCAGACGCUAUUGUAUUUAACUCUUGGCAACAAUAUGGAACUCCUAGUUACUGGAUGCAGACGCUUUUCCGUGAAUCUAGUGGUGCUAUGAUUCAUCCAAUUACAAUCACUUCCAGCUACUCCGGUUCUCUGGCAGCAUCCGCAAUUACUUGGCAAGACUCUGAAAAUAGCUUCCUAAGAGUAAAGAUUAUAAACUUUGGGUCAGAUCAAGUAAGCCUCACGAUCUCUGUAACUGGGCUUCAGGCCCGUGUCAACACAGUGGGAUCAACUGCCACUGUUCUCACUUCCAGCAAUGUGAUGGAUGAAAAUUCUUUCAGUAACCCAAAUAAGGUUGUGCCGGUCAAAAGCCAGCUGGCCAAUGCUGCAGAGCAGAUGAAAGUCACACUUGCUCCUCACUCUUUCUCCUCAUUCGAUCUUGCGCUGGCCCAGUCCAAACUCGUGGCAGAGAUGUGAAACGGCACCAUGAGAAUAGCGGCAGAAAUACAUAAGAUGUGAUAUGGGAAUACGAGCCAGCUGUCUAUAUAUAUGCUUGUAUCUUGAAGCACUACUGUAUAGUGUAACUCAUAGGAAAUGAUGAAUAAAAUUCACAUCAGGCUUA